This is a messenger RNA of Ceratina calcarata, 3155 nucleotides long. Its product is annotated as putative sodium-coupled neutral amino acid transporter 7. Gene Ontology annotation, molecular function: L-amino acid transmembrane transporter activity. Lineage: Eukaryota; Metazoa; Arthropoda; Insecta; Hymenoptera; Apidae. The transcript has 4 exons. The record is from RefSeq and is a predicted model, not a curated record. Gene Ontology annotation, cellular component: membrane. Bases 1512 to 2897 code for a protein of 461 amino acids. Gene Ontology annotation, biological process: amino acid transmembrane transport.
GUUAAUAGAGGACCGAAGUAAGACGCUCUGAACGUGUCGUAUGAAAGACAAAAGAGUAAUCGACGGUUGAUUCGCAUUCGCUAUCAAGAGUUUGUUUGCGAUGUUUCGAGUGCCGUACUCUCUUCUCUCUCUUUCUCUUCCGAGCUCGAGGUUCGAGUGUUUAUAGGGUGAAGAGGGUCAUCGUGUAUUUUGCCACGUAGCAAGGGGUUGCGAAAGGAACAGGGUUUGUUGGCACAGUUAACACUUAACCGAGGGUUGCUACCCCGUUCUCCCAUUUACGCGCCUCUUGGGAACUUCUCGAAUUAUACAAUUAUGCGCGAUUAGAUGUAAUUAGUAAUCGUUUCCUUCCGUAUUUCUGUUAACUAGCAUCGAGAACGUUUCAACGAAACAGAUACAGUUACAUAAUAUACGCAUGAUGAAUCUUAUGAUUCGUACUAUAAACUGACAGAGAAUCUAGGCAUGCAUCAGAGGAAGCUCUGGGAAAAUAGUAGUAACUUUCGGGCAGUUUUUACCAUUUCAACGUUUCGUACGUUCUGAUCGCUCGUUAAGAGCAUAAUAGGUAGCGAUUACAAUGGAACACGACCAUUGGCGGUAAAUUAUGUGGGCCACGUGUCUUGCCAUUAUAAAGAGAUCGGCCCGGACUUCUGUUUGAUCCGCUCUCGAUCCUGCCUCGAAAGCGAUACGUACACGUCUCAAUAAUGGGUUUAUUAUGCGAUCAUUUUUGGGCGUUUUCCCGAAAUAAAUAUGCGCGUCAAGGGAAUUUCUCCCUUUGGUAUAUCCGUGAAUCGUGUGCGAUCAUUUUCUGGCAAUGUCAUGUACAUCCAUGCGCUUGGACUUUGAUCUUUGUCUUAAAAUAUGUAUAAGUGUAACAGCCGAAACUUGCGUCGCUGGCUCUAUCGAUUACUGCACGAGUAGAGAGCUGCGGGGGUUGCUGAAAAUACAGUCUUGGCCCGUUCGUCCGGUUGUAGUCAAAAGCGGUUGCUAGUAUUUGAGGAAAAACUAGAUUUUCCGUCGAAAGUUGGCUGUUUCGACGGUGGGAAGACCGGAUUUUGUCAGUACUAAUGAAAUACCGAUUAAUCAUCUUUAACUCGUUAAAUACUGAAGUUAGAAGAAAACUGCAUAGAAUCUUCCUUGUAGAGGACGUCAAUACCUACAAAUUUUAUUUGAAGCAUUCUUCGAAAUUUUGAGAAAGAUAGUCCCCCCUCCCCAGGUGGUAUCUCCUCGGUGGGAGAGGCAUAAGUAUCUAGUACCUGAUAUCUUCAUGGUUCCUUCUUAUUUAUACGCACACGAGACGAGUUGCCAGAUUCACGUACGAGUCAGUGUCAGCACGACCUUUGUGCUGCUGUUACUGCUUUAUACUUUACUUAGGCCCACUGACCGUCCAAUCGUAGGCAUUGCCGAUAAUGCGUUAUCGUUGCUCCAAAGAACGCGGUCGUCUGUGCUUCUGAAGUUGUGCGAUAUCGUUGAUCGUUAUUAGUGGGAAAUUACUGUUGAAUCCGUGAUCAUCGAAUAUGAAUUGUUCGACGGGCGACGAGGAACGACUCGUCGAUAAUGACGUAGUGUUAUGUACCGCGCCGCCGAACCCUUCAACUACUCAUCAGGAUAACGAUGAGACUUCAGGAACCGGUGUUUGGAGUACCGUAUUCUUGAUCGUCAAUGCCACUUUGGGGGCUGGUCUCUUAAACUUCCCGCGAGCAUUCGACGAAGCUGGCGGAUUGAUCACCUCCGUGGGCACGCAACUUAUCUUUCUCGUUUUUAUCACAGCUGCCCUAGUGAUCCUAGCGAAUUGCAGCGAAGUCACCGAUACUUCUUCCAUGCAAGAUAUGUUCGCUGCCCUUUACGGGCCGAAAACGCUUCUCUUAUGCGCCUCUUGCAUCGCGAUAUAUAGCUUCGGAUGUUGCUUAACUUUUUUAAUAAUCAUCGGUGACCAAUUCGACAGAGUCUUAGCCACGUACAUCGGGCCGGAUUACUGCCAUACAUGGUACUUAUCGAGAACAUUCAUCACGGUGAUAACGUGCAAUCUCUUUCUACUGCCUCUGUGUUUCUUUAAGAAAUUACGCGUUUUGCGUUAUGCGAGUUCUGUCGGCUGCGUCGCUGUUCUGUACGUAACGGUGGUGGUCGUGUACAAAUAUUUCGUCAGGGGCGACCUUCCCAACGUCGAUCCGAUGAAGAUAUGGCCGGAUCGGAACGGAUUCCGAAUGCUUCAAAUAAUACCCAUAAUUUGCUUCGCGUAUCAGAGUCAUAUGACGGCCAUACCGAUGUACGCUUGCAUGAGAGAGCGAAGCGUGAAAAAAUUUACCUUCUGCGCCGUAGUAAGUAUGAUCGUCUGCUUCCUCGUUUACACGAUAGUCGGUACCUUCGGAUACGCGACGUUUGGCAGUGGAAAAGUGCCUAGCGACGUGCUACAAGGAUACGCGGACGAAAGCGUGACCGUCGCGUUGGCCGUCGUGUUUGUAGCAAUCAAAAAUUUUACUACAUAUCCGAUCGUUCUGUACUGCGGCCGCGACGCGCUUUUCAGUCUCGCGAGAAUCGACGUCGACGCGACGACUUUCCGAUCUCGAGCCUUCGUCACGAUAGUUUGGUACGUACUGUCGUUGAUCAUCGCGGUGCUCGUUCCGGAUAUCUCGCCGGUUGUUAAUUUGCUGGGAGCCUUGUCGGCCGCUUUUAUCUUUGUCUUUCCCGGCAUCGCGCUAUUCCGAAGUACACUCUUGAAAGAUUCGGAACUGUAUCUGAACAAGGAUAGAUUGCUCGUGUUUUUCGCGAUUUUUAUCACCGCGCUCGGUGCGUUCGUUUCCGGGCUCGUAUUCGUCGAAGCGAUCGAAGAUCUGAACCUACCACCGAAAGGAACUCCUCAAGUCACCGGGUUCAGAAGAUUGCGAGACAGUUUGUGUACUUAAACCGACUUCGUCGAAGAAUAGAUCGCAAGGAAGAGAUUUAUAGAAUUCUCCGCUUUCGUAAAGAUCGAAGGACAAACUAAGGAAUGACCGGCUCGACUCGUGAUAUGGACGGAUGAUUUUCAUAUGCUCAGAUUAAAUGAAGACUGAUAUUUUACCGACGACGGGGUGAAGAUCUCCACCUUCCAAUAUUUUAUUUUUUUAUCACGUAUUUUUUACGGAACAAUGUAUAAAUAAAAUGUUACACUAUAUUUUAUAGGA